GUUUACUCAGAGAGGAGUCGGGAGUUUCAUCUCUUUCAUGCUCAUUAAUGCCUGGACAAACAUCCCUGCACUGAUUGAGAAGAGAAAUCCUCAGCACCUGCUUCAACAUGCCAGCCUCUUCACGGUUACUGGACGGUCAUGAGCUGACGUCUCCGUAUAAGAGUCUACAUGACAACUAUGUGUCCAACCGCAGGGACUCCAAGUGUCCCGCCUCGGCUCUGCUGGCCGCUGGAUGUCUGCUGGUUUUGGGGAUUUUAUUGGCCGUGGCUGUGAUAGAGAUGUUAAAGAAUGAGGAUCGAAUCCACGAGGCUCUGAAUCCUCCUCAACACAGACGUGCUGUAAUCAAACCGGCCCCAUCGAGCACAGCAGUGUUUGUUAGUGUCGAGGAUUCAACAGGCUUUGAUGCAGUGUUAUUUUUUAUUGUUCUGGUGGAGAGUUUUCCUCUGGGCCUGGAUUACGGGAGAAACGUGAGCGCCGGAGUCAGUCUGUAUGAAGCCUGGAAGGAUCUUCUGUCCUCGGCCUCUAAACAGAUCGACGUGGCGUCGUUCUACUGGUGUCUGACCGGAGAAGACAUCAGCGUUAACUCCUCCAGCGACAGACAGGGCAGAGAGAUUUUAGAAGAGUUCAAGGCUUUACCGUCCAGAAACGUGUCUGUGCGCGUCGUCACCAGCAUCCCAACCUUAGCUCCCAACUCAACCGACCUGAAAGCCCUCAAAGAACACGGAGUCCAGAUACGCCGCGUGAACUUCGGCCGUUUGACUAAAGGAAUCCUUCACUCCAAGUUCUGGAUCGUGGACGGGAAGCACGUCUACAUCGGCAGCGCCAACAUGGACUGGAGAGCUCUAACGCAGGUCAAAGAGCUCGGUGUGGUCAUCUAUAACUCCAGCGCUCUGGCUGCUGACCUGCAGAAGAUCUUCCAGUCCUACUGGGUCACGGGUCGCUCCAACGCCUCCAUCCCGGAUCCGUGGCCCUCCGACUACGACACCCGGAUCAACGAGGAGCGUCCGCUGCUGCUCAACCUGAGCGGAGCCGAGAGCAGAGCUUACAUCGCGGCCUCUCCGCCGGUCUUCUGUCCGGACUCUCGCACACGAGAUCUGGACGCGAUCCUGUCGGCCAUCAGAGGAGCUCAGGACUUCAUCCAUGUGGCGGUCAUGGAGUUUUAUCCCGCUUCCAAGUCGUUCCAUCAUCACGGAUACUGGCCCGUGAUUGAAGACGCUCUGAAGCGCUCGGCCGUGGACAGGAACGUCUCCGUCUGUCUGCUGGUCAGCUGUGGACAGGAAACAGAUCCGGCCGUCUGGCCCUUCAUCAGGUCCUUAGACGCGCUUCACUCUCCGUCAGACAACAUUAACAUCGCAGUGAGAGUGUUUGUUAUUCCGGCCGGAAACCAGUCACACAUCCCGUAUUCCAGAAUCAACCACAACAAGUACCUGGUGACGGAUAAAGUGGCGUAUGUCGGCACGUCUAACUGGUCAGCUGACUACUUCAGCACCACGGCCGGCGUGGGUUUAGUGCUUUCCCAGAAUGCUUCAGGAGACUCGUUCCAUCAGCAGCUGAGAGCCGUGUUUGAGCGAGACUGGAGCUCUCCAUUCUCUCAUCCGCUCGAUGAUCUCCAGCGCAUCCACGACUGCGCUUCCUCCACAUCUGCACCAUAGACACCUCUCUCUCUCUCUCUCACUCUCUCUCUGUCUCUCUCUCUCUCUCUCUCGCACGCAUCAGACCUGAAAUAUUAAUAUAUCACAUGCAUGAUAAACUACAGUAAUACGUAUCACAGUCUCUAGAUAAGAAGAAAGAAGAAGUCUCUUAUACAGUAGAGUUAGAUGAAUAAUACACUGAAGAGAUGCUAAGAGUUAAGAGUUUUAGCUUGAAUAUGUAUUAAAGUUAUUAGGGCAGUUUUUAGGAACAUACUGUAUAUGACAUGUUCAAGUAUUCUGUACAUUCUGCUCUAGAAUGUAUAAACAAAUGCUAUAUAGAUAUAUAUUUCACAAUCUUUUCUGUCAGUGUUUUUCUCCUCGAAUAAUGAUAAAUUAAAAAAAAAGUUUAAAUCAAA
Messenger RNA from Cyprinus carpio (common carp), 2047 nucleotides. RefSeq names its product 5'-3' exonuclease PLD4. Bases 108 to 1652 code for a protein of 514 amino acids. Lineage: Eukaryota; Metazoa; Chordata; Actinopteri; Cypriniformes; Cyprinidae. The transcript is spliced from 12 exons. Gene Ontology annotation, molecular function: catalytic activity. The record is from RefSeq and is a predicted model, not a curated record.